Molecule: messenger RNA, 2748 nt
Organism: Fimicolochytrium jonesii
Lineage: Eukaryota; Fungi; Chytridiomycota; Chytridiomycetes; Spizellomycetales; Powellomycetaceae
Product: peptidase S8/S53 domain-containing protein
Exons: 3
Coding region: 1-2748 (915 amino acids)
Biological process (GO): proteolysis
Cellular component (GO): cytosol; cell wall; membrane
Molecular function (GO): tripeptidyl-peptidase activity; serine-type endopeptidase activity
Source: RefSeq, a predicted model, not a curated record
AUGAAGAUCGCUUCCAGCCUCGCCUCCCUUCUGGCUCUCGCCUCCUUGGCGUCUGCCACCACCGCCGCCGGAAAAGAUCCCAUCCCCGGCCCCGCUCAGAAGGUCAAGCACCCCAAGAUCGCCAAGACUACGCCUGGAGCGUCGUACAUCAAGGGUCGCUACUUUGUUGAGCUCGCCGAAGGCGCCACCCUCGACCCCGUCGCCACUCUCUCUGCUUCCUUGAACAAGGCCAGCCCCGGAAAGUACACGGGAAAGCACAUUCGUGAACACACCAAGAUCCAGAGCAAUCUUUUCAGUGGUGUUUCCGUUCAACUCGAGAAGGAAACCGACCUGGAGGACUUGUUGAAGGUGAAGGGAGUUCGUAAGGUGUACCCUGUCAAGAUCAACAAGCGUCCGACGCUCGUAAAGACGAGCAAGCUCGCCGGUGGCGUUCCCCAAGAUGUAACGAGCCACAGCCAGACGGGUGUUGACAAAAUCCAUGCUUCUGGUCACUACGGCAAGGGAGUCAAAGUCGCUGUCAUUGAUACCGGCGUGUACUGGAAGCAUCCUGCGCUUGGUGGCUGUUUCGGCAAGGGCUGCAAAAUCAGCUUUGGACGUGACCUCGUGGGUGAUGCGUACGAUGCGGAUACGAACCCUACCGUCGUGCCCGACGAUGACCCGAUGGACAACUGUUCCGACUCGAGUCACGGUACUCACACCACCGGCAUCAUUGCAGCGAAUGCCACCGGCAUCAGCAAGGACGGAUUCAAGCCUUUCCUCCCCUUCCUCGGCGUCGCGCCCCGUGCCACCAUCGGGCACUACAGAAUUUUCGGAUGCAACGGAAACAAUGGUGACGAUAUCAUGGCCCAGGCCAUCUUCCGUGCCUUCGAGGAUGGAGCCCAAGUCAUCUCCAUCUCCGUCGGUGAAGCCGGUGUUGUCCGCGACGAAUCCCUGUCUCCCCGUGCCAUCGAGCUGGUCUCUCGCGCUGGAGUACACGUUGUCGUCUCGGCCGGUAAUGACGGAGCAGGCGGUAUUGGAACCAUCGGUGACCCAGCCUUCGCCCAGUCCGCCUACGCCGUUGCAUCUGUCGACAACAAUCGUGUCGUGUCUAGCACCUUCUUCGGCCCCAAGGGCGAGGCUUAUGGCUAUGCUGCUGCCAGCAACGGCGCCUGGAAGGGUUCCAACAACACGGCCCAGAUCCUCAUCGCUGACCCUACCGACGGUUGCGCUGCCAAGACGUACCCCGUCACUGGCAAAGUGCUGCUUGUUCGGUACAACGCUCAAUGCAAGUCCGGCGCCAUUUGCGGCAGCGCUGCCAAGCAAGGUGCUGUCGGGUGCCUCAUCUACAAUGUCGGCGCAAUCGGAGGCAGUCCUCUGAUUCCCUCCGCUUCCCUCGAUGACUUGGCUUCUGCUGACCUUUUGGCAACUUUGAAGGCCACCCCCAAUGCCGUUUUCACUUUCACCGACAAGAAGGCGCUUGUGAACAGCCCCACCGGGAACACGGCUUCCGCUUUCACCUCCUACGGCACGGAUGCUGAGCUUCACUUCAAGCCUGACAUUGCCGGAAUCGGUGGAAAUGUGUACAGCACAAUUUCCCCUUUCUCCGCUGCCGGUGCUGGUUUGACCGACGCCUACACCUACGAGUCCGGAACUUCCAUGGCUGCCCCGACUUUCGCUGGAACUCUUGCUCUCCUCAUUGAAGCUCGCGGUGAGCUCACUGUUGAGAAAGGCAAAGCGCUGAUGCAAAACAACGCCCAAAAACUCAAGAUUUACAACACCACCUUGAACGAGAAUCCCAUUCGCCUGGGCGCCGGCCUCGUGAACGUCUCUCAAGCUAUCGCUGCCAAGUCGAUGAUCACCCCUUCUGCUCUUGGCUUGAACGACACCGUCCGUACGCAAAAGUCGUACACUCUCAAGCUUAAGAACUUGGGUAAGAACACUGUCACCUACAAAUUGGAGCACGUCGGUGCCGCUUUGGCCAACUCUGCUGAGGUUGGAAACGACAUGCCCAUCCCGGUGAUCAACUACACCCCCGAUUACGCUACCGCCGAAAUCACCCCUUCCAAGAUCACCCUCACCGGUGGCAAGGCGGUUGAAUUCAAGGUCAAGUUCACUCCCCCCAAGAACGCCAACAAGAAGCUCCUGCCCUUCUACGGAGGUUACAUCAAGGCUACUCCCUCUGACGGCUCUCCGUCUCUGACCGUCCCAUACGCUGGUUUCGUUGGAGACUUCUCCAAGACCAAGAUGAUCGUCGAGAAGAACCCCGUUAGCGGGCUCGUCACCGGUGUCUACUCUGAGGACAGCCCUAUCACGGAGGGUGCCACUCUCAACGCCACGGCCGGUAUUGACGUCAAGCUCGUCUUGGGUCAAGGCACUCGUGUCGUCUACGCGGAGGUGAUCAAAGCGGACAGCCUCCCCGGUGUGAACCCUUCCCUCGGAGUUCUCGUCCCGACCGUGCCGGCCGAUGCCGCCAACACGCCAUACUCCAUCAGGGUUGCGGCAUACAAGUUCAACCAACCCCGUAACGUCCAGAUCGAGGGUCAGGGAAACCACGUUUCCUACCCCAUUCCCUGGAACGGCCGUGUCACUCCCGCUCCCGCAUUGGGCGCUACCGACACCCCUCGCCAGCACGGCAACAACAGCAUCGAAUACCCCUUGCCCGACGGCAAAUACCAAAUCCGCUUCUCCGCCCUCAAGCACUUCGGAGACGCCCGCAAGGCCUCUGACUACGAGGUUGUAACCUCCCCUAGCUUUGAACUUGUUCACUAA